AGCUGCGGCGGCCGCAGGUUCCCGAGCGGGUCGGAGCCGCCGCGGGCGCGCCGCGCACUGCAGACCCUCCCCCCCCCCAAGCCUCCCACCGGCGCCGGCGCUUCUGCCCCUCCCCAGCCAGGCCCUGAAGGACCGGACCGAGCCGCUGCCUGCGAAGCUCCCCGGAAUCGAAUUGUACCUAAGCUUGCCGGCAACCAGUCACCAAGAUGGUUUGCGGGGGCUUCGCGUGCUCCAAGAACUGCCUGUGCGCGCUCAACCUGCUGUACACGUUGGUUAGUCUGUUGCUGAUUGGCAUUGCAGCCUGGGGCAUUGGCUUCGGGCUCAUUUCCAGCCUCCGUGUGGUUGGCGUGGUCAUUGCGGUGGGUAUCUUCUUGUUCCUGAUUGCUCUCGUGGGGCUGAUCGGAGCUGUGAAGCACCAUCAGGUGUUGCUCUUUUUUUAUAUGAUUAUUCUCCUACUGGUAUUUAUUGUUCAGUUCUCUGUAUCUUGUGCUUGUUUAGCCCUGAAUCAGGAGCAACAGGGCCAGCUUCUGGAAGUUGGUUGGAACAAUACAGCAAGUGCUCGAAAUGACAUCCAGAGAAACUUAAACUGCUGUGGAUUCCGAACUUUUAAUCCAAAUGAUACCUGCCUGGCUAGCUGUGUUAAAAGUAGCCAGCAGUGCUCACUGUGUGCUCCAAUAAUUGGAAAAUACGCUGGAGAGGUUCUGAGAUUUGUUGGUGGUAUUGGACUCUUCUUCAGUUUUACAGAGAUCCUGGGUGUUUGGCUGACUUACAGAUACAGGAACCAGAAGGACCCUCGUGCUAACCCUAGUGCAUUUCUUUGAUGAGAACCAAGGAAAAUCUUUCAUUGUCAGAUCUUGUUCACUUUCUCUAUCAGUUAAGCUAAUUUACUCAUUUAACAAAGGAAACAUUAUGUUACCUACAGUGGAAUUAUAUAUUUUUACUCUUGUGUUUCUCUAAAUGAUUUUCUGUUUCCGUUGGUGUGGGAAAAAAAACAAAAAACAAAAAAAAAGCAGUGGAAACUCAUGGUAUCCCCUGACCCUGAGUGGUAACUGUCAUCUCCUGUCUUACGGUGUCUGGCACUGUCCACUGUGGCCUUUCUUAGCAUUUUUAUCUGCAGAAAAACUUUGUAUGGCACUACUGUGUUGAUCAUCUUGUGAAAUUGAGUAUACAUCUCACUGGAAUAAUUGUGUGUAGCACUGUGCUGUGUAGAUAGUUCUGUCUGGGAAGAGUUGAAGUUUAUUAUAGCCAGAAAGUCAGAGAUUCUAUUAUGUUCAGUUCAGUAAGGGAAAUCCACAUUCCCAAUAUUUUAUUUUUUUGUCUUUUUAGAAAACGAUGUAUUGUGGUGAUGUAUUAAUAUAGAAGUGAUCAUUUUGUUCCGUAGUCGUCUGUGAUGACACUGAUGUAAUUCUAGAUAUAUCUGUGUCUUUAGGAGAGGGUGGUUUUUGCCUUCUCCAGGUUAAGUACAAAGGAAAAAGGUCUUGUCCUGUCCGCUUUCAAAAUGGAAUGAGUGUGAAGAAUUCAGUGUCUCUAUACUCUUGAUAUCUUUAAAAAAUAAUUUGAAGCCUAAAACAAUCCCGUAUUUUUAAACAAGUUACUAUUUAAUGCAUUGGCCCACGUAGCAAAAAGGUAAUUUGACUAUACUAAAAAGUUAACUUUUUCAUGAAAUUUCUCAGUAUUGUAAUAGCACCUUGUCAAAUCCAAGCAUAUAUUUAAAUGUGAUAUAUCCCAUAAUUUGAAAGUGAAAUAGUAUUGUGAUUCUGUAUGUUACAUUUGAAAACAUUAAAAGAUGGAAACCA
Molecule: messenger RNA, 1796 nt
Organism: Dipodomys ordii (Ord's kangaroo rat)
Lineage: Eukaryota; Metazoa; Chordata; Mammalia; Rodentia; Heteromyidae
Gene: Tspan13
Product: tetraspanin 13
Exons: 6
Coding region: 207-821 (204 amino acids)
Cellular component (GO): membrane
Source: RefSeq, a predicted model, not a curated record